UGAAGCUCCCCCCAGGUCUCCGCGGGCGCUCGCUCCCGCGUUCCGCAUCCGUCGCUGGAUCCGGUCCGACGCCCGGCUGGGCCAUGAGCCAGUGUGCGGAGGCGGCGGCGGUGGCGGCCACCGUGCCGGGCGCGGGCAUGGGGAAAUCCGGGCUGCGGCCACCCAUGGUGCCCCGCCAGGCGUCCUUCUUCCCGCCGCCUGUCCCCAACCCCUUCGUGCAGCAGACGCGGAUGGGCGCUGCGAGGCGUCUCCAGAUUUUAUUUCUUGGAAUUAUCCUGCUUCCAAUCCGUGCCUUGUUGGUCGCAUUAAUUAUAUUACUGGCAUGGCCAUUUGCUGCCAUUUCAACAGCAUGCUGUCCCGAAAAGCUGACCCAUCCAAUAACUGGUUGGAGGAGGGAAAUCACUCAACCAGUUUUGAAGUUUCUGGGUCAUGCCCUGUUCUUUUCAAUGGGAUUCAUAGUUACUAUGAAGGGAAAGGUGGCGCGCCCCAUGGAGGCCCCAGUUUUUGUUGCUGCCCCCCAUUCAACAUUCUUUGAUGGAAUUGCCUGUGUUGCAGCCGGGUUGCCUUCAAUAGUAUCUCGAAACGAGAACGUACAGGUCCCUCUGAUUGGCAGACUAUUACGAGCUUUGCAGCCAGUGCUGGUAUCCCGGGUAGAUCCGGACUCUCGAAAAAACACAAUAAAUGAAAUAGUAAGGCGAGCAACAUCAGGAGGGCAGUGGCCACAGAUACUAGUUUUCCCAGAAGGUACUUGUACUAAUCGUUCCUGUUUGAUUACUUUUAAACCAGGAGCCUUCAUUCCUGGAGUUCCGGUGCAGCCAAUCCUCCUCAGAUACCCAAACAAGCUGGAUACCGUGACUUGGACGUGGCAAGGAUAUACAUUCAUUCAGCUUUGUAUGCUUACUUUCUGCCAGCCCUUCACGAAGGUGGAAGUUGAGUUUAUGCCUGUUCAGAAACCAAAUGAUGAAGAAAAAAGCGACCCUGUCCUUUUUGCUGGUAGAGUCCGGAAUUUGAUGGCAGAAGCUUUGGGAAUCCCCAUAACAGAUCAUACCUAUGAAGACUGCAGAUUAAUGAUUUCAGCAGGACAGCUAACAUUGCCUAUGGAAGCUGGGUUGGUGGAAUUUACCAAAAUUAGCCGGAAAUUGAAGUUAGACUGGGAUGGUAUUCGUAAGCAGUUGGAUGAAUAUGCAAUAAUUGCAAGCUCUUCAAAAGGAGGGAGAAUCGGAAUUGAAGAAUUUGCGGAGUAUUUGAAGCUGCCUGUUUCAGAUGUCCUGAGACAACUCUUCGCACUCUUUGACAGGACUCUCAGCGGAUCUAGUGACAAGUAA
Messenger RNA from Leptonychotes weddellii (Weddell seal), 1325 nucleotides. Lineage: Eukaryota; Metazoa; Chordata; Mammalia; Carnivora; Phocidae. The record is from RefSeq and is a predicted model, not a curated record.